AUGAAAGUUUUUGCUUCGGAAUGUACAUUUGAUUAUUCCUGGGAGGAAGUCUCUACAGCAAACUGGCAGAAAUAUUGUCCGUGGAACAAUAAAUCCACUCAUGUUGUCGCUGUUGAUGUACUAUCGCGCACGCUGGAUCCUACAUCUGGAAUACUACGGACAGAACGUUUAAUCACCUGCAACCAGUCUGCUCCACAAUGGAUACUAAAUCUUUUUGGGGGCUCUUCGACAUCACAUGUAUACGAAGUCUCCUAUGUUGAUGCUGCUGCCAAAAAAGUUACAAUGUCUUCCUCAAAUCUCACAUGGUCAAACGUCCUUAAUGUCAAAGAGACUGUUACCUACCAGCCCUCUAAAUUAAGGCCGACAAUAAAAACGGAUUUCAAACAGGAUGCUCAGAUCACCGCCGUUUGCGGCGGCUGGCAAAAAGUCAAGAACAAGAUAGAAGAGCUUAGCAUUGAGACCUUUAGUCAGAAUGCUAAGAAAGGGCGAGAAGGGUUUGAAACAGUUCUCGAAAUGAGUCGAAGGGUAUUCAGGGAGCAAAGGGAAAUGGAACUUCUACGGAAUACUCAUCAAUAA
Molecule: messenger RNA, 576 nt
Organism: Ophidiomyces ophidiicola
Lineage: Eukaryota; Fungi; Ascomycota; Eurotiomycetes; Onygenales; Onygenaceae
Gene: UPS2
Product: Phospholipid metabolism protein
Exons: 2
Coding region: 1-576 (191 amino acids)
Biological process (GO): phospholipid transport
Cellular component (GO): mitochondrial intermembrane space
Molecular function (GO): phosphatidic acid transfer activity
Source: RefSeq, a predicted model, not a curated record